AUGUGUGCGCGGAAACUCAAGUAUUCCUCCGGGGAUGAUUUGCAACUGUAUGCGACCCCGCGAGAAGCGCUCGAGGCUGCAAAGAGGAAGGAAUCGGAGGCCGCUCAAUUGCAGAGGAUACGGAGACAAACGCUAGAAGAGCAAGAGCAAUUGAAGAGGGAGAAGCGGCACCUGCAGCAGCAGCAGUUGCAAUUGCAGCAGCAACAACAAUUGCGACAGCAACAGCAACAGCGGGUUUUUACACAGAGAGUCAGUUCUGCACCGGUACCCAUGACGCCCAAAGUGAACGGUCGGCCUGUACCGCCCUCAUCAUCAUCCUCGUCGCGAACUCGGAUGUCUCCCACUAAGAGUGUAGGUAGUAGCGGGAGCUCACAAAAUGGUAUGGAUCCUCGAGAUAUCAAAGUAGCGUUGCGGUUGUUCCAGAAUCACGACGUGAAGGAGCGGGGUCGGUUAACUGGGGAGGAGUUGCAGAAUCUGUUACAGAAUGAUGACAACAGUCGGUUUUCGAUGUCCUCGAUUGAUUCGCUGAUCAAUCUGUUCGGUGUGGCAAGGUUUGGGACUGUGAAUGCGAACGAGUUCAUAUCGCUUUACAAGAAACUGAAACUGUGGAGGAAAGUGUAUGUGGAUAAUGACAUUGAUGGGUCCUUCACGAUAAGCGUCACGGAGUAUCACAACUGUUUACAAGAGCUGAGGUACUUGAUUCCGCUGGAGGCGAGUGAAAAGUUAUUCGACCAGUAUUCGGAGUUCAACAUAAACGGGAAUACGAACCAGAAGGAGUUGAAGUUCGAUAAGUUCGUGGAGUCCCUGACUUGGCUUAUGAAAUUGACUUCCGUGUUUAGGAAAUUUGACUCGAAGCAGGAGGGCAUAGCAACGAUAGAUUACAAGAGCUUCAUUGAGUCGACCUUGUAUUUAGGCAGAUUCUUGCCGCAUUAA
Huiozyma naganishii CBS 8797 is the source of this 933-nucleotide messenger RNA. RefSeq names its product Pef1p (gene PEF1). Bases 1 to 933 code for a protein of 310 amino acids. NCBI's taxonomy places the organism in Eukaryota, Fungi, Ascomycota, Saccharomycetes, Saccharomycetales, Saccharomycetaceae. The transcript has a single exon. The record is from RefSeq and is a predicted model, not a curated record. Gene Ontology annotation, molecular function: calcium ion binding.